Phanerochaete carnosa HHB-10118-sp is the source of this 1071-nucleotide messenger RNA. RefSeq lists its product as uncharacterized. The coding region runs from base 1 to 1071 and encodes 356 amino acids. The record is from RefSeq and is a predicted model, not a curated record. Gene Ontology annotation, molecular function: damaged DNA binding; 8-oxo-7,8-dihydroguanine DNA N-glycosylase activity. Gene Ontology annotation, biological process: nucleotide-excision repair; base-excision repair, AP site formation; base-excision repair. Lineage: Eukaryota; Fungi; Basidiomycota; Agaricomycetes; Polyporales; Phanerochaetaceae. Gene Ontology annotation, cellular component: nucleus. The transcript has 3 exons.
AUGACCUCUGCUGCUACAUUGGCAUCUGGAUUUCGAAAGCUCCCUCUAUCGCUUGCGCAGCUGUCUCUAGUUGCCGUCUUGCAAUGUGGCCAAUCAUUCAGGUGGUCUGUGUUUCCACUCACUCAAGGUGUUCCAGAAGUGGGCACAGAUACUGCGACGCCUACUCACGAAUAUCGGUUCUGUCUUCAAGACCGCGUAGUGUGUCUUCGACAGACAUCGGACGCUUUGUACUACCGCUCAGUCUGUCCUCCAUCAUCUGAACUCCUCGACGACGAGACCAGAGAAGCGCGAACUUUGUCCUGGAUACGAGACUACUUCCAGCUCGAUAACGAUCUUCUCGAACUUUACGAAGAAUGGAGCGGCCGCGAUCCUGUCUUUCGAAACCUGAGACUCAGAUUCAGUGGGAUACGGAUGCUCAGACAAGAUCCUUUCGAAUGUCUGCUAUCGUUCAUAUGCUCAUCCAACAACAACAUAAAACGCAUAACUAAGAUGGUCAGGUCACUAUGUACAGAAUAUUCUCCGGCUUUACUCUCGCUCCCUCCGCCUGAUGGAGCCGCGGAAGAAUUUGGCAUCGAAGCAUACCAUCCGUUCCCUCCGCCGUCCGCCCUAUCUGCUCCAGAGGUAGCAGCGAACUUACGCAAACUGGGCUUUGGGUACCGCGCAAACUUCAUACAAAAGACUGCCAAAAUGUUGGUUGAUGCCCAUGGUCUAUCGUCCAUAGUUGGGGCCCGACCAGAACCUGCGGAAGAGUGGCUAUUCAAGCUCAGAGCAAUGACGACUGCAGACGCAAGAGCGGAGUUGCUUGAACUCAUGGGCGUCGGUCGCAAGGUUGCGGAUUGCAUCCUACUCAUGAGCAUGGACAAGCCCGAGGUCGUACCUGUGGAUACGCAUGUCCAUGAUAUUGCCAAGAAAUAUUACGGCUUCUCCGGCAGUAAAGCGAAGACCAACAUGACGCCGCAACUCUACGAUAUGAUCAAUACCAGGCUUACAGCUGUCUGGGGUACGCACGCAGGAUGGGCGCAUACAGUUGGUUCACAAACAGCUUGCUAUCUGGUUGUAGCCACUAAUUGA